Westerdykella ornata is the source of this 1821-nucleotide messenger RNA. Its product is annotated as alkaline phosphatase-like protein. The coding region runs from base 1 to 1821 and encodes 606 amino acids. Lineage: Eukaryota; Fungi; Ascomycota; Dothideomycetes; Pleosporales; Sporormiaceae. Gene Ontology annotation, biological process: dephosphorylation. The transcript is spliced from 2 exons. The record is from RefSeq and is a predicted model, not a curated record. Gene Ontology annotation, cellular component: fungal-type vacuole membrane. Gene Ontology annotation, molecular function: alkaline phosphatase activity.
AUGGCGGGUGAACGCCCUCUCCUUUCAGCGCGGUCCUCUUCCGAGCGCUCCCGCGACCUCGCCGAAGAAGAUGCCCUCCUGACCGGCCAACGCACACAUCGCACGUCCGGACCGCGGACAUUGAGAUUCUGGAGGGAACUAGGCCUUUUCGCAUGGGCUGUCGUUGCGACGGCAGCUGUUAUUAUACUUGCGGUCGUCUAUCAGAAGUCCCAAGAUACGCAUCAUGCCAGUCCGGGGCACUCGAGUGGAAAGCGAAACCUAGUCUUCAUGGUCAGCGACGGUAUGGGCCCGACGAGUUUGAGCUUGACUAGGAGUUUUAUGCAGUUCAAGAAUGGAGCACCAUAUAAUGAGCAGUUGAUCUUGGAUAAGCAUUUGAUCGGUCAAUCGAGGACGAGGUCUUCGUCUAGUUUGAUUACGGAUUCGGCGGCCGGAGCUACCGCCUUCUCCUGUGGAAUGAAGAGUUACAACGGUGCGAUUUCGGUGCUGCCGAACCAUGAGCCCUGCGGUACCGUGCUUGAGGCGGCGAAGAAGGCGGGAUACAUGACGGGCUUGGUCGUGACGACCCGGAUCACCGAUGCGACGCCUGCGUGCUUUGCCUCGCAUGUGAACAUGCGGCAAGAGGAGGAUCGAAUCGCGGAACAGCUGGUUGGGGAUCAUCCGCUUGGACGUGUUGUGGAUUUGAUUCUUGGGGGUGGACGAUGCCAUUUCCUGCCCAAUUCUACCUCGGACUCCUGCAGAGCGGACGACAAGGAUAUCGUUGAUCUGGCGAAGCAGAACGGCUUCAAUUACGUGUCUGACCGGAAGGGUUUCGAUGCGCUGAAGGCCGGAAAGGCGGUCAACUUCCCCUUGCUUGGCCUCUUCGCGGAUGGCGAUAUCCCGUAUGAAAUCGAUCGACGCAACGAAGGUGACAUCUAUCCGGCUCUCCAUGAAAUGGCAGAGACAGCGUUGAAGGCUCUUAGCCACGCUACGCGGGAUAGCAAGAAGGGCUUCUUCCUUCUCAUCGAAGGCAGCCGUAUCGAUCAUGCUGGCCAUCACAACGACCCAGCCGCCCAGGUCCACGAAGUCCUCUCCUACGACAAGGCGUUCGCGAGUGUCCUGGAGUUCCUCAGGAACGAAGCCACAGACGGUGUCAUGGUGUCUACGUCUGACCACGAAACCGGCGGUCUAGCAACCGCACGACAACUCCACGCGUCCUACCCCGAAUACCUCUGGUACCCCGGCCCCUUAGCCAAUGCCUCGCACUCCGCGGAACGCCUCGACCUCCUCUACAAAGAGUUCCUCCUCGCCGAACCCUCCCCUUCGAAAUCCAAAACCACAGCCUUCGUCAAAGAUCUAGUCAUCACCGGCCUCGGCAUCCAUGACGCCUCCGACGAGGAAAUCUCGAACCUCGUCGACGUCCCCGAUACAGCCUUGUACCAGUUCGCAGACAUGGUGUCUCGACGCAGCCAAACCGGGUGGUCGACCCAUGGCCACUCAGCCGCGGAUGUGAAUAUCUAUAGUAGCGAUCCGCGCGUUGCGUCGGCCCUGGUGGGGAAUCACGAGAAUACCGAGGUUGGGAAGUUUUUGAGCGAUUAUCUCAAUGUCGAUGUUGAUGCCAUUACGAAGGAGUUGAGGGAGAAGGGCAAGGAGCUGAAGGUUCAGAGUGCGGAUGGCGAAGAGGUUAGUUGGAUGGGACGGUUACCCGAGGAGGGAGAGAGGCUGGAUGGGCAGGAUCAUGUUACGGGAUAUGCGGGGGAUUUCAGGAAGCGGUAUGCGGGGAAUCUGAUGAAGAGAGGGGUGGUGCAUGGGAGAGGGGACGACUGUGGGUGUGGGAUGCAUUAG